AUGGAAACGACCUUGAGUUCGCGCGUUCAGUCACCCUCCGUCCUUGCGGCCCCUCCCCGCCCAUGGACCAAGCCCCUUCUUUGGCGCCGCCGCCAUAGCCCACUGCGGACUCGCGAGAUCCAGAUCAGUCGCGUAAGGGCCCUCGGCAGCCUUAAGGAGGCAGCCCUUCAGCCGUCCGAUCGCGGGCCAUUCGAUGGCCUCUUCGUCGUCGAGCUACUCGCACCUCUUCUGGUAGGAGCAUUGCAGCGUCCAUCAGUUUCCGUUGCAUUGCCGACACCGACGACCGGAGAUAGGCAGCUAACAUCUUUCCCUGGAAUCCAAUCGAAGAGGAUUUGAUAAAAUGGACGCGAACUGGAACAUCUAAAAUCGCACGCCGACCCCGCGCUCCUACAUGGGU
Acanthoscelides obtectus is the source of this 397-nucleotide messenger RNA. Lineage: Eukaryota; Metazoa; Arthropoda; Insecta; Coleoptera; Chrysomelidae. The record is from the annotation of a GenBank genome assembly.